AUGGAAGAGAAAAAGCCCAACAGUGCAGUCUGCAUUCAGCAGCUGGACCGCAGAGGGAGGUCAAGGCGCGGAGCCCAGGCCCCAGGAGCUCAGCUCACCCCCCACCCGCCCCCGCCGAGUCAAGCCCCCGGAGAUGCGCGGCGCCCAGCACCCCAGCGGUGUGCGGCUCCGCCGUGCGGCCUGUGCCGGCCCCGGGCCCCGCUCCCCCCCGGGCACCUCGAUCCCCCUCGGGCCCCUACUCCGUCGCUCCCCGCCCCGGCUGGAGGCAGGGCAGGGGGAGCUCCGGCCGGCCCCCGCGGGGCGGAGGUCACCCGCCUCCCCCCGCCCUCCGCCCAUGGGCGCCGGCCCCGUCCAGCCGCCGCCGCUCCGGCCCCGCUAGCAGAAGGAGGCGGCGGGGCGCGUCUGUCGGCGGCGGCUGCUGUGUCCGCCUCGCCGCCCGCGAGCCGCGGCGCAUGGAGACAACGGCCGCGCCUGUGUGCUGGGGUAAGGCGUGAUUCCCGGGGACCUGGCGCAGCGAGGGGGCGGCAGCUGGGCAGGGCUCUGCCCCGUGGGGCGGCGGCGGCCCGGGGCGGGUGUCCGCGGAAAGUUUGCGUUACUCCGGAGCGCGCUCCGGGAAAGCAGCAGCUGCAGCCGCCCCGCGGCGCGGUGCCCUCAGCGCGGUGCUCGGGAGGCCAGCAGAGAAGAGCCGCUGAGGAGGAGGUGGUUGGGGGGCAAGAGAUGGGAGGGACGCGGGGGACAGCCCGCAGGCUACGUCUGGGGGUUCACUGGAGCUGGGCUGCCUUCCUGCUAAUGCUGUACCCCACCCGGCUGGGGCCGGGGCUCACAGUAUGUAUGCAACUGCAGGAGCAAAGGAACCCAUCUCCUCAGAAAUCUAAACGUGUUGUUCUUUUCAUCCAUCUUCCUCUCAUCUCUGGAAGCUCCCUCCCUAUUGGACUAGGCAGCAAUUAUUCCAAUCUCUAUGAGCAGAGCAUCCUGCCAUGUAAAAAAGAAGAACUGCGGUGUGGUGACGGACUCUGCCUCUUAAACUGGCUGCGCUGUCGCAACAAGAAGGACUGUGGCAGAGACUACAUGUCCAUCAAACUAACAUGCUCAAAAGUUCACUUGAACCAGAGCAACGCAGCCAGUGAAUUCCCCAGCUAUGGUGAAAAUGGAAACGAUACCAGUUUACUUGUUUCACCUCUCCUGGUGGCUGGAGUAGUGAUUGGACUUGUGCUAUUUCUGUCCUGCAUUACAAUCAUCGUCGGCAGCCUGCGAAAGGACAGCCGGUUAAGACACCCACAUCCCAGGAGAGAUGCUGUUUAUGCUCCAGAUGGCUUCUCCUAUGGUGGCUCCUUUGGAGAGCUGAGAUCCACCUGCAUGGAAGAGUUUCCCCCAGCUUUUGAUUUUGGUUCCUAUCUGGAUACACUUUCUCAGGUCAACGUCAUGUAUCCUGAUUCACCUCCAUGCUACGAUGAAUGUGUGGGGCCAGGAGCAACACAAAUCUAUAUCCCCACAGAUGAUCCCCCCCCAUAUUCCCUUAUGGACCCUUGCCAAAGAAAUGAAAUCUCUCUAAACAUUAGCCUGGAAGAAGCAGCAGCAGCACCUGGGACUACAGGACAGGCUGCAAACCGUGCAGUCAGGCUGCAGGACCUGCAGCAGUCCAUUUCGUCCAUCUCUCUGUCAUCUCUCGCUCCGGAGGCUGCUCCCCGGUACGAGGCCGUGGUGUGUGAACAGAACAUCCCCAUCCCACUUGUCCCAGUGGAAGUACUGAAAAACUCUCCCACUGCCUACCAGACCCUUCUGAACAGAAUCAUGUGA
Indicator indicator is the source of this 1797-nucleotide messenger RNA. It is a transcript of the gene BEAN1, whose product is annotated as brain expressed associated with NEDD4 1. The coding region runs from base 1 to 1797 and encodes 598 amino acids. Gene Ontology annotation, molecular function: protein binding. The record is from RefSeq and is a predicted model, not a curated record. Lineage: Eukaryota; Metazoa; Chordata; Aves; Piciformes; Indicatoridae. The transcript has 7 exons.